Messenger RNA from Mobula hypostoma (lesser devil ray), 5377 nucleotides. RefSeq names its product phospholipase C, eta 1 (gene plch1). The record is from RefSeq and is a predicted model, not a curated record. Gene Ontology annotation, biological process: lipid metabolic process; release of sequestered calcium ion into cytosol; phosphatidylinositol-mediated signaling. Bases 179 to 5152 code for a protein of 1657 amino acids. NCBI's taxonomy places the organism in Eukaryota, Metazoa, Chordata, Chondrichthyes, Myliobatiformes, Myliobatidae. Gene Ontology annotation, molecular function: phosphatidylinositol-4,5-bisphosphate phospholipase C activity; calcium ion binding. The transcript has 23 exons.
AUUAACUUGUCCUCCAGUGAGGGGUCCAUGUUUGGAGUGUUUGGCUUUUUUCAACUUUAAACAUUUCUGUGUGAAGAAACAAGGAGAACUAUUGCACAGAUGUUCUUAACUGCAGAGUGAGUUUGGUUACAUUAUUCUGGAUUGCAAUUAACUAUAUUUUUGGAAAGUUUGAUUUACAAUGAGCUCCUGGGCUCUGAACAGAAAAGGUGGCCUUCAGUACUGUAGACACUUCUUGUCAGACAAUGGAGUAUUCCAUGUGGAAAGAUGCAUGUGUGUAAUGCAGUCAGGAACUCAAAUGGUCAAACUGAAGAAUGGAAGCAAAGGCUUGGUUCGUCUCUUCUACUUGGAUGAAAACAGGACAUGCAUUCGAUGGCGUCCGUCGAGGAAAAAUGAAAAGGCGAAAAUUACCAUUGAUUCUAUUUGCAAAGUUUUAGAAUGGAGCCAAUCUGCCAGCUUUCAUCGACGUGCUGAAGGAAGCUUUGAUCCAAGCUGCUGCUUCAGCAUUUACCAUGGAAGUCAUAUGGAGAUACUGGACUUAGUAACCUCCAACUCUGAGGAUGCACGCACUUGGAUAACAGGGUUAAAAUAUUUAAUGUCUGGAAUCAAAGAUGAGGAUUUGCUUGCGAAAAGAUUGACAACUCAUAAUCAAUGGAUGAAACAGAUGUUUGAAGAAGCCGACAUGAAUGGGGAUGGGUUGCUCCACAUUGAAGAAAUCUAUCAACUGAUGCAUAAAUUAAAUGUGAAUCUACCUCGCAGAAAAAUCAGGCAGAUAUUUCAGGAAGCUGACACAGGUGAAAAUAAGGGCAAAUUAAAUCUUGAAGAGUUCUCUGUGUUCUACAAGAUGAUGUCUUUGCGACGGGAUCUCUUCCUAUUGGUGAAAGCUUAUAGUAACAAGAAAGACCAUCUAACUGUGGAAGAAUUUGCUCACUUUCUCAAAUCAGAACAAAAAAUGUACAAUGUGACAAUAGAAUAUUGUAUAGAUAUUAUAAGAAAAUUUGAAGUCAGCGAGGCAAAGAAGCAACAAAAUCUCUUGGGAGUUGAAGGUUUUACUAACUUCAUGCGCAGCCCUGCAUGUGACAUAUUUAACCCCUUGCACAGUGAAGUAAAUCAGGAUAUGGAUCAGCCUCUGUGCAACUACUUUAUCGCUUCAUCGCACAACACUUACUUGACAGGGGAUCAGCUACUUUCUCAAUCCAAAAUGGAUAUGUAUUCCUGGGUGCUUCAGGCUGGUUGUCGCUCUGUGGAAGUUGACUGCUGGGAUGGUCCAGAUGGGGAGCCGAUUGUGCAACAUGGUUAUACACUCACCUCCAAGGUCCUGUUCCAAGAUGUGGUGGAAACCAUCAACAAAUACGCUUUCAUCAAAAAUGAAUAUCCUGUUAUUCUCUCUAUUGAGAACCACUGUAGCAUCCAGCAGCAGAAGAAGAUUGUCCAGUAUUUGAAAGAUAUCCUUGGAAGUAAACUAGAGUUAUUUUCCAUUGAAAGUCAUGGAAAAUACCAGCUUCCUUCUCCUCAAAGUCUGAAGGGAAAAAUUCUUAUAAAGGGGAAGAAACUCCCUGCUGACCUCGGCACUGAUGCAGAAGAAGGCGAGGUGUCUGAUGAAGAUAGCGCUGAUGAAAUUGAAGAAGAAUGCAAAUUAAAGCAAUUCAAUGGCAGUGCUGCAAACCACCAUCAAGUGGAAUGUCUAAUCAGAAAGAAACUGGAUUUGUUGCUGAAUGAGUCUCAACUCCAAGAUAAGGAAAAUCCAGAUCAGCCUACCGUCUGUGCACUUCUGAGGGCGACACACAAAGGUCUAAAUGACAACCUACAACAGAAAUCACAUGCUAAAGAAAAUAUGAAAGAAAGUGGGAAGAAAUUUCACAGCAGUUCAUUUAUCAGCACCUUUUCUAAACAGAAGAAAAGUACAAAAUCCAAGGCAAAACUGUACAAUCCAAAUGAAGAGGAUCAGCAGAAUUUUCCUGGUAAAGAGGCUGGGCCAGCUUACAGGUUAGGCCAUCGCAAAAAAACAACGAAACUCUAUCGUGGUCUUUCUGACCUGGUUAUAUACACUAAUUCUGUGACUUCUCAGGAUCUCCUAGGGAAAGGAUCUGCUGGGAAAGUUUUAUCCUUAAAUGAGACUCAAGCCCAUGAACUUUUACAUCAAAAGCCUGAACAAUUUAUUUGUUUUAACCAGAAACAUUUCACCUGUGUAUACCCAUCAGCCUUCAGAAUAGACUCAAGCAAUUGUAACCCACAAGAAUAUUGGAAUGUUGGUUGCCAGAUGGUGGCACUAAAUUAUCAGACUGAUGGUCGUAUGAUGCAACUAAACAGAGCCCUUUUCAUGCAAAAUGGAAAUUGUGGGUAUGUCCUAAAACCUCAAUCGAUGUGCCAAGGUGUUUUUAACCCUUUCUCUGAAGAUCCUUUGCAUGGUCAUCCAAAAAAGCAGCUAACGUUAAAAAUAAUCAGUGGGCAGCAGUUGCCAAAGCCACCUAAUUCUAUGCUUGGGGACAGAUGUGAGAUAAUUGAUCCCUUUGUUGAAGUGGAAAUUAUUGGUUUACCAAUUGAUUGCUGUAAGGAACAGACCAGAGUAGUAGAUGAUAAUGGAUUUAACCCUGUGUGGGAAGAAACUAUAACCUUUACAGUCCAUAUGCCUGAGAUAGCACUGGUCCGCUUUCUGGUGUGGAGUCAUGAUCCAAUUGGUCGAGAUUUUGUAGGUGAAAAAACUGUGUCCUUUAGUACUCUCAUGCCUGGAUACCGGCAUAUUUACUUGGAGGGCAUGCCAGAAUCUUCACUAUUUGUGCACGUGACGAUUCAUGACAUUUGUGGAAAGCAACUAAUGGGACUUAAGGGUCUGUUUAGCAAGAACCCCAAAUAUCCUUCAGUAAACAAAAACCAAGGCAACCUGAUGCAAAAGAAAUCCUUUGGGAAUCGAAUUCUACGUCGCACUGCCAGUGCACCUACAAAGGAAGCGAAAAAAAGCAAAAGUAUGCUUUUGGAAACUUGUGCUGAUUUAAGCGAGCAAGAAGCCAAUCCUCUUAAUUCCGGCAGAGAUGAAACAUGCAGUACACAAAGAACAAAAAAAACUCAUGUGCGUCCUAUUUCUAUGCCAGUCGAUAAUUGGCUUUACGGAGAGAUGUCACCUCCUGCUGGUGAAAAAUCUGAGGCUAAAACAGGGAAAAACUCAAGCGUAAAAAGUUUUGAAGAUAAAAUAAUGACUUCAUCACUUCCUUUGGCUCAAUGUUGUCCAUUAUCAAGUGCUAAUGAAUUAAAUGAAUCUCAGUCUCAACAGUUGGCAAGAAGUAGUUCUAAAGAGUUAGCUGAAAACACAGAACACUGUGCAUCCAAUAAUCCAAUGCAUCAACAUGUUUCUUCUGAAAACGUUCCUUCCAAUGCGCAGUAUUGCAAUAAUUCUGUUCAAAUGGACGACAUGUGUGAUCAAAGCCAGCUGCACCAACAUGAACAGUUUCAAUGUACUGGUACCUUGUGGCAACAGACCAGUGAAAACCUAUUACCAGACCAGAAACUCACUAACUUACAAGAGGAGCUAAAUAAAAAUAUUUCUACUCCACUUCCUAAUGCAAAAUUUGUUGGGGUUGAAGAAAAGAUUGAACAUUAUAUUGCAACGGCUUCACCAGUCCCUGUAAAUGAGUUUGAUCCUUUACAAAGCUUGGGUACGACUCUUGACAGCACAGUAUCUCAUCUUAUUGAUGCUAUGUCCUUGCCCAGUGAAAAUGAAAUAGGUAGUCCUAUUUCAGCCCUCAUUGCACAGUUUGACACAACAGACAGAACCAAUCUGACUAUGAUUUCAAGUUUUCAUGAAACCAGCAAACACUCGACAAGCAUGUUGUCUGGACUGUCACAGUCUUGUGGCGUAGAAACAAAUGCACCUGUAAAUCUUUUGUAUAGGGAUGUUAAAGCCAAGAAAGCAUGCUUGAACCUAACAGCAGAUACAACUAUUUUCUCUAGCCCUGAGAUGUCUGAUCAUUCCUCAUAUACCAUAAUAAAUGAGGAAAUCUUAUCUCCCAUUUCUUUCAAUCACACACCAAAAAGAAACCUAAAUAAUGAGACCUUAGAAGGAACAUUCAAUAAAACCUUAAAUGUUCUGUGUACUAAUCCCAAUACCCCUGUAAAUUCAGGUAUAGACAACAUACAGGACACACCUUGGAGCGAGAUUGAUGCUGACAGUAAAUGUAGUAGUACAAGUACCAUAUGUAUAACAGCUGAUAAUGCAAUUCUUAAUGCAUCUCCACCAAUAGAUUCUUUUGGCAGUAGUCUUUUAGAAGUAGAUGACUUUGACUUUACUGUCACCACAAUAGGGAGCUGUAAUAAAGAAUCAGGCCCAAGAAACUCUUCAUCAGCUGGGAAUUUCUACCAGAUGACCCAGAACAGAGGUAAAAAUGCAACCAGUUUUUUGUUUUUGGGGAAUUCACCAGUAACAAAUGCAAAUGAACAGGCAUUAUGUAUUUCUGAAAGGAAUAUUUGGAAUCCAUUGCACUCAGAUGCAAAUGAGACCACAGUAGCCAAACACCCCUUUAACACAGCAAAACAACCAAAUGCAAGUAAAUCUAAGAGCCUUGGAGACCUGACUUCGGAGGACAUAUCGUGUACCUUUGAAAGCAAGUACAAAUUCAUCAGCAAAAGUUUCAUUGUGCCAAAUAUUAAAGGACAGAAAACAAUGCCUUCUCUUAAAAACAUACCAAAGCCGACAGAUGCAUUAACAGAGCAAUUACGCAAACUUGUGUCGUUAGAGCAGGAGGAAAAUCAGGAAACUUGCGUUCCACUUAUAAGCCUGGAAUCUGAUUACCAAAGAGGUCUUGUAAGGAAGCUGUCAUCGAGAAGCCAGAGCAGAGUCCGUUAUGUUGCUAAUAGGGCAAAGCAAAUACAGGAGGCUAACAAGCAUAAAUUUUCUAGUAACUGCACCUCUGGUGGUGUCGUUUUACGAAAGAAAACCCCCGUGCAACACCAUACAGUUAAUAGGCAUUCCACAGGUUCCUACAUUGCAGGCUACCUAAACCAGCUUGAAGAAGAAGCUUUGGAAGGUCGUGGUAUUCCUGAAGGCUCUUGUGGUACGUUGCUGCACAGAUAUGGUGACAACUUUUACAAUGAUGACUCAAACUUGCAAACUGAACCUAACACUGUCAGUGAACCAGAGAUUUAUUUCUUACUUCGAUUGUGAUUUAGGUGUAAAGAAGAAUGCAACUUGUAACUUUUUAAAUAGCUUUUCCAUUGAAACAUUCUUCCGUGACCAGAUUAAUUAUCUGUUUAAAUAUGCAAGUAUUGCCAUCUUGAAAAUAUGUACUUGAUUUGACUAAUUCUUUAGAAGUUUAGUUGUGAUGUAGAAAGUUAAUGUCAUUUACGUUACAUGAGAAGAUUGUCAAAUUUGUACAUUUUUUUUAUAAAU